Papilio xuthus (Asian swallowtail) is the source of this 757-nucleotide messenger RNA. The record is from RefSeq and is a predicted model, not a curated record. Lineage: Eukaryota; Metazoa; Arthropoda; Insecta; Lepidoptera; Papilionidae.
AACUAUAUCUCUAAUACAAUUUCCUCUGUAAUUGAAAACAAAACGCAUAUUUGAAUUUUUGAUAUAUAAGUUUAUAAAUCAUAAUAAUGCCAAAAGUAGUAUCACGAAGCAUAGUCUGUUCGGACACGAAAGACCAGGAGGAAUACAAUGAAGCAAAACCUUUGCAUAUAUACUAUUGCCUUUGUGGGCAAAUGUCUCUUAUUUUGGAUUGUACAAUAGACAGAUUACCCUUACGUCCCACGGACGAAGCCAGAGUUAUAGAUGGAUCAAAACACGCUCACAAAAUCACUGCCGAUCCUGACGAAACAGUGUAUCUGAAGAGAGAGAAAGGUAUUGAGAGACAGUACAGAUUAAAAUGCAAAAAAUGUGGUAUACCAAUCUACUAUAAACAUAAUCAAGACAGUAACGUUGUAUUUAUCAUGCACGAGGCGUUAGUUUCAUCAGCGGGAGAGGGCACUAUGACAGAUAUUUACAAACAAGUUGCUUUAGCUCAGCCUAAAAAGAUAAUGGUAACAAAACAUACUAAGAACAUGGGGAAGUUCAGUUCAGUCACUGUUUCAACUAUUGAUGAAGAAGAGGAUGAGAUUGAGGCAAGAGAGGUGGCAGACAGCUAUGCAAAUAACGCUAGGAUCAUUGAAAAGCAACUGGAGAGGAAGGGAAUGAAUAAAAGACAAGCAGAGACACCAGCCAGCAGUAGUACAGAGAAGAGAGUUAGGGGAACUUUGAUUGAUAAAUAAUAAAAUUUAUCUACACUUUA